AUGUCGUCCGCUCGUGAGAAACUAGCGGAGCUCAGAGCCCUCCGUGCCGCCGGAAAAAAGCGUCUCUCAACAUACCAGAUCGAAGAUCAAGGCGACAUCUACGACGAGGUCGACGACGACGGAUACAAAAAAGUGAUUCGCAGCCGUCUUGAUCAGGAUGACUUCGUGGUAGACGACAACGGGGCUGGAUAUGCCGACGACGGGCGAGAAGUGUGGAAUGAACGAACUGUCGACUACGACAGUGAUGAAAGCGAUGAAUUACCUGCCCGAGGCAAGGCCGCGAAGAGGAAACGCGAGGAAGAGAAAGAACGCCAGGAAAAGAUCAAUAACGGAAUCUCGAAAUACUUCAACAGCGGUAAUGCGGCUGCAUCUGCUCCAAAACCCAAGCCGGUUGCGACUGCCGAGGACGAUGCCUUCAUGAAAGACCUGCUCGGUGAGGUAGAUACGAACAUCAUUUCAAACAAUAUACCCACCAGGAAUUUGGUCAAAUCAGAGACUCGUCGAAAAGUCCGCGUUCUCUCCCCUCCGAUCUCCGAAAGACGGCGCCGCGACCAGAUCGAAAAUACAAACGAGAACGACCUUCCCAGCUCCCCAAUGAAAGACCAAUCUGCCCUUCACUCCGACGAUUUUGAUGACGGGCCCCUUCCUCAAGCAGAUGACGACGACAUCGAAAUGGGCGACCCGAUGCCCUCGUCUCCAAUCAGCAAGGCAAUUGAGCGGAAGACGACCGCGACUGCGAUCAAGAAAGAGGAGUCUGACGAUGAAGAUGUUGACAUGAUGGAUGUUGCCGAGGCUACAAUCUCCUCCAGCAUCAAGACCUCCAGUGUGAACAUGACUGGGAGCAGACCCCCACCCAAAUUGAAAAAGGAAAUCCUUCCAACACCAGCUAGCUCAUCGCCCGUCAAGAUGGCAGCAGAGGUCAUGGAUGCCUCUUGGAACGAUAUUCAGAGCAAGUUGAAUGUUGUCAGCAGCCCUGCGCCCGAAGUGAGAUCCUUUGGAAAAUUGCGUGCUCAGGACGUGGUUGAGGAUGAUGGCAGUCUACGCAUGUUCUGGCUCGAUUAUACCGAGGUCAACGGCAGCCUUUGCCUGUUCGGUAAGGUCAAGAACAAGACGACCGGCUCUUUUGUCAGCGCCUUUGUGAAAAUCGACAACAUCUUGAGAAAGCUGUAUUUCCUUCCUCGUGAGUACCGACACAAGCAAGGAAGGCAAACAGAGGAUGAGGUCGGUAUGGAGGAAGUCUACGAAGAAGUCGAUGCAAUGAUGUCAAGGAUGCGUGUGGGUAUGCACAAGAUCAAGCCUUGCACCCGCAAAUAUGCAUUCGAAUUGCCCGGUGUGCCAAGGGAAACCGAAUACUUGAAACUACUGUACCCUUAUGACAAACCUGCGCUGCCCAUGGAAACGAAGGGUGAAACGUACUCGCAUGUAUUCGGCACCAACACAUCCCUCUUCGAGCAAUUUGUGCUCUGGAAAAAUAUUAUGGGCCCUUGUUGGCUCAAGAUCGAUGAGGCUGACUUCUCUGCCGUCCACAACGCCUCGUGGUGCAAGUUUGAAUGCCAGGCCUCCAAGCCAGCACUGAUCACCCCAGUCCCAGAAACGGAAAAUCUCGACACCCCACCAUUGACCCUCAUGAGUCUGUCAUUCCGUCACCAGUUGAAUGUGAAGGACAACACGCAGGAGAUUCUCAUGGCUAGUGCCAGAGUAUACGAGAAUGUUUCGCUCACGGAUACAACUCCGACAGAGAAGCUUCCCUGCAAGACAUUCACUGUCAUGCGUCCUGCAGGACCCUCAUACCCUAUUCAUUUCGAGGCCGAGACGAAGAAGCAGCGAGGCACGUUCAUGCUGGAGAAGAGCGAACAGUUCUUGCUAAGCAAGUUUUUGGCCUUGUUCGAGAAGAUGGACCCCGACGUUAUCAUGGGUCAUCAGCUGCAGGAUGUCGAUCUUGGUAUUCUUCUCAAUCGUAUGCGGGAAAAGAAGACACCUGGGUGGCACCGUAUCGGACGGCUCCGACGUGGCGAAUGGCCCAAGCUCAACAGGGGCGGAGGUGGGUUUUUCAUUGAAAGACAGCUUAUCGCAGGUCGAUUGCUUUGUGACGUCUCGAACGACAUGGGCAAGUCUCUCAUGAUGAAGUGUCAAUCGUGGAGUUUAUCCGAAAUGUGCCAGCUUUACCUUGGAGAGGGAAACAGCCGCCAGGAGCUCGAUGUUGAGGCCGCUCUGAAGACGUGGGCUUCAUCUAAAGACGGCCUAAUGAACCUGGUGAGCCACUGUGACACCGAUACAUACUUCAUCGCUGCUCUGGUGCUACGCCUGCAGAUGCUUCCGCUCACGAAAGUGUUGACGAAUAUUGCCGGUAACUCGUGGGCUCGUACGCUAAGCGGCACGCGUGCCGAGCGUAAUGAGUACAUUCUGUUGCACGAAUUCCAUCGCAACAAGUAUAUCUGCCCUGACAAGUACUCCUCUCGCUUGCAAAAAGCGGAGGAGAAACUUCACGAAGGCGAUGAUGACGAUGUUGCCGACAAGAAGAAAAAGGAUAAGUAUAAAGGUGGUCUCGUGUUCGAGCCCGAGAAGGGCCUUUACGACAGAUUCGUUCUGGUGAUGGACUUUAACAGUCUGUAUCCCAGUAUUAUCCAAGAAUACAAUAUCUGCUUUACGACAGUUGAUCGACAGGCCACUUCUGAGAACGAGAAUGAGGAAGCAGUCCCGGAGAUCCCUUCAUCAGAUCAAGAGCAGGGGAUCCUGCCGCGACUCAUUGCAACCUUGGUUGGUCGACGACGUGAGGUGAAGAAGCUUAUGAAGGAUAAACGUGCUACACCCGAACAGCUUGCUCUGUGGGACACCAAACAGCUCGCUUUUAAGCUCACGGCCAACUCCAUGUACGGAUGCUUGGGUUAUACGCAAAGUCGAUUCUAUGCCCGUCCACUUGCCAUGCUCACCACCUUCAAGGGACGUGAAAUUCUUCGAAGCACCAAGGAGCUUGCUGAAAGCAAGCAACUCAGGGUCAUUUACGGUGAUACUGAUUCCGUGAUGAUCAACACCAACAUGGAUACUAUCAGCGAUGCUAUCAAAGUUGGUGAGGAGUUCAAAAGGACAGUCAACGAGCGAUACCGUCUGCUCGAGAUUGACAUUGACAACAUAUUCCGCCGGCUUCUGCUGCAUGCUAAGAAGAAGUAUGCCGCUGUCAAUCUGACAGAAGUCGACGGCAAAUACAUCGAGACCCUCGAGGUGAAGGGUCUUGACAUGAAGCGUCGUGAAUACUGUGCGCUUUCCAAGGAAGCCUCCCAAAGGCUUCUCAACGAAAUCCUGUCGGGUGAAGAUCAAGAGGUUGUCCUCAACAAGGUUCACGACUACCUACGUGAGCUUGCGGAGAAGAUGAAGGACUUUUCAGUCCCCGUUCAGAAAUACGUCAUCUAUACGAAGUUAUCUAAGAGUCCCGAUCAGUAUCCGAACAAGGAGACCAUGCCUCCUGCGCAAGUCGCUCUUCGGGAUAUUGCUCGAGGCAAGACGAUCCGACCGGGAGAUGUCAUCUCCUACAUUGUCACAAGCGGAGACGCAGAGACGUCAUCCUUGCCUCCCGCCAAACGGUCCUAUACUCCUCAAGAUGUGCUGAAGCCUUCUUCCGGGCUCAAGCCCGACGUGGAGUUCUAUUUGCUCAAGCAGAUCUUCCCCCUAUUGAGCGGCUCUGCGCCCCCAUUCCUGGCACUGACGCUGUUCGUCUUGCGGAAUAUCAACACCUCCAGCUCCACGAAGCAGCAGGACUCGGAGAUCUACCCUCUUGAAUCUCAAAUCCCAGACUCAGUCCGGUUCGCCAACGCGGCGCGUUUCACCCUCAAAUGUCGCUUUUGCAAGGAGCAGUCCGUGUUCGAAGGGCUGGCAAAUUCUCCUCAGAUGUGUUCCGCGACUGGCAUCGUCUGCCCCAAUGAAAGUUGCCAACGAUCUUUCUCCGUGUUGACGAUUGUGGCUCAACUGGAGUCUCAGAUCCGUGAACAAACCGCGCGCUAUUACGAGGGGUGGCUCGUGUGUGAUGACUCUGCCUGUGGAAAUCGAACUCGCCAGAUAAGUGUCUAUGGUCAUCGGUGUCUCGGUCCACGCGGUCGUGCUGAGGGCUGCUUGGGCCGGAUGGCUUACGAGUACAGCGAGAAGCAGAUUUACAACCAGCUUCUGUACUUUUCUGGUCUCUGGGAUGUCGACAAAGCGAAAGCUGCGGCUGUAAAGGAGUCCGGAGAGAAGAAGGACAGCGUUGCGGCUCUUGCGGAAUUUAACCGAACACGCUUUGGUACGAUCAAGACCGUGGUAGAUGGCUACCUGAAAAAGUGUGGUCGACAAUGGGUUGAGAUGGAUAGUCUAUUCCGCUUUAUGAUACCACAAUAG
Molecule: messenger RNA, 4365 nt
Organism: Penicillium diatomitis
Lineage: Eukaryota; Fungi; Ascomycota; Eurotiomycetes; Eurotiales; Aspergillaceae
Product: DNA-directed DNA polymerase alpha catalytic subunit POL1
Exons: 4
Coding region: 1-4365 (1454 amino acids)
Biological process (GO): mitotic DNA replication initiation; DNA replication; lagging strand elongation
Cellular component (GO): alpha DNA polymerase:primase complex
Molecular function (GO): purine nucleotide binding; chromatin binding; single-stranded DNA binding
Source: RefSeq, a predicted model, not a curated record